Messenger RNA from Doryrhamphus excisus (bluestripe pipefish), 1047 nucleotides. RefSeq names its product dual specificity phosphatase 29-like. Gene Ontology annotation, biological process: protein dephosphorylation; negative regulation of MAPK cascade. Gene Ontology annotation, molecular function: protein tyrosine/serine/threonine phosphatase activity; MAP kinase phosphatase activity. The record is from RefSeq and is a predicted model, not a curated record. Gene Ontology annotation, cellular component: cytoplasm. NCBI's taxonomy places the organism in Eukaryota, Metazoa, Chordata, Actinopteri, Syngnathiformes, Syngnathidae.
CCUUCGCACGUCCUGUCUUAAAAAAAGGCCGCCAGGCCGCCAGAGGCUUUUCUUUUUUGGCGUUUAUAUAAGAAGCAGCAAGUAAAUAAAUGAUGUGUGAAAGGAAGCAGGCUACCUCCGAGACCAGAAACGAAUACGUGACACCCAGCGGUUAUGAACUGGAUAAAAUCCUCAACCGUGGCUGCCCGGCCUACACCCCCUGCAGCGAGGUGUGGCCUCAGGUCUACAUCGGUGACGAGGACUCGGCAAAGAAUAAGAUGAAGCUGAAGAGCCUGGGAAUUACGCAUGUCUUGAACGCAGCAGAGGGCACGUGGAACAACGUGGACACGGGAGCCGGUUACUAUAGCGACAUGGGCGUGGUCUACCACGGUGUGCUGGCGGCAGACACUCCGACUUUCGACCUAAGCCAGUAUUUUUUCUCUGCAGCACAGUUCAUUCAAGAGGCCCUAAGCGACCCCCGCAACAAACUGCUAGUUCACUGCGUGAUGGGGAGGAGUCGCUCGGCCACGUUGUUCCUCGCCUACCUGAUGAUCUUCCAGGAUAUGACGCUGGUGGACGCCAUGGAGCAUGUAAAGACGCGCAGGAGGAUCAUGCCCAACUGGGGCUUUCUGAAGCAGCUGAGGGCGCUGGAUGAGCUCCUCCUGCAACGACGGAAAGAAGAGAGUCAGCAAAUAGAAAAAAAAUGAGCAACAAGAGAUGAGCUAAAGGAUACCUGGAUUCCAAAUGUGAUUCUCGUCUCAUUCUGAAUCUUCAGGGUAAAAUUAUGAAAGACGUUACAUGCAUGUAAAACCUUAUGCAAAACAGCGACUUUGGACUACAUUUUUUUUAUUAUUCUAUCAGCAUUUAGUUUUGAAAUUUAGAGUACAAACAAGCACUUGAAUAUUUGGACAGAAAUCAGUCUGCUUUAUUAAACAGAAAGCUGCCUGAAGGAGAUCUGUUACAAAAAGACUUCAGAAUUAUACAUACAUAUAGCGAUAAAUCCUCUCAAAGCGCAACAGAAAACAGGACUAAAGUUUACAUAUGUUGUGGGGUUUUUUUUUUGUACAU